Molecule: messenger RNA, 435 nt
Organism: Danaus chrysippus (African queen)
Lineage: Eukaryota; Metazoa; Arthropoda; Insecta; Lepidoptera; Nymphalidae
Source: the annotation of a GenBank genome assembly
AUGUCUCGGUUGGUGAUAAUUUGCUGUUUGGUGAUCUUCUGUCUUAAAGGCGCACUAGGACUAUCAACCCCUGUUGCGCAAUGUCGGAGGAAUAAUGGAUCUCUUCCUUUAAACGCCUACGUGUUGGGCUGCUUAGAAACGCCAUGUCUUCUCCCACAAAAUCAGAAUGCAGUUAUUGAUGUAGUUUUCAAAGCCCCCUAUCUGCUCUAUGACAUGAAGUCUAGAGCCGUUGCUGACAUAUUUAAUAAUGAUAUUGAUUAUAAUUUAGAAGAAAACGCAGUCACUUGCAACUUUAUAACAAAUUCGUACUGUCCAAUAUUGGAAGGGGAAGUGGUUGAAUAUUCUCUUAAGAUGUUUAUAUCAUCAUCAAUUCCAACUGUGGCUAUAUCUGGUCUCGGCGGGGGAUGCGACAUAUGGUAUUUUAUAGGGGAAUAA